This is a messenger RNA of Rotaria socialis, 1008 nucleotides long. NCBI's taxonomy places the organism in Eukaryota, Metazoa, Rotifera, Eurotatoria, Philodinida, Philodinidae. The record is from the annotation of a GenBank genome assembly.
AUGAACGACGACGAUAAUCGAAAACCAUACCGGCUCGGACGUCGCCCGGGUGAACAAGGUCCGCGUCCUCUGUCGAGUAACCAGGACAGAAUCGAAAAAUUGGCUACUGGAAAGACAGGAACAAAGACAGGAACAACAACACGACAGAUAGUUACAAAUAAAACAGCAGCAGCAGUAACAUCAAAUGUCAAAAUUGGUCAACAACAGUGGAAGAUAACGAAAGACACACUUACAGUGGGUACCUGGAACGUUCAAACGUUAUGGGCAACAGGAAAGCUAGAAUUGCUAAGAAAUGAAAUGAAACGUUUCAGAUUUGAUGUCAUCGGGAUUUCUGAAGAAAUUAAUAAUAUAACAAUUGAAUCCCAACUUCCAAAAUGUUUACCACCACCUUUCUCCGUAUUGAUUAAAUUUGUUCACAACCAUAUCUCAAUUGAUGAAAUUCGACAAGAAGUAAAAGGUAAAUAUUUUUCUCAAUAUUCAUGCAAUGAACUAAUUGGAACUAAAACACAUCGAACGAGACAUGUUAGAAUUGACUUUACGGAACGCAAUGACUAUAACACUAUACUCAAAAAUGGACAAAUAUCAUUUUGCAGUCAACUUUAUACAGUGAGUGAAUUUCUCGAAGCUCCGAAAUUGUUGGUCUGCUCGAAAUGUAACUCUCCUGGACACAUGAAAAAGCAAUGCCGGAGUAAGUAUGAUCGUUGUCGUCGUUGUGGAGACGACAGGAUAAUCGGCGAUCAUGUUGAGUGCUCAAUAAAAUGUCAUCAUUGCAGCGGUGAACAUUUAUCUACGGAUUAUAAAUGCCCAAUUCUAGCUGAUUACCGAUUUCAACUUGUGAAAGAACUAAAACGUCAUCAUAAACGUCUACCUGAAGAUGUACAGCUAUUUAUACCAGCACAAUGUCGAGAUAGGAAUGGCCGUCCUCAUGUUAUUACAAAUUAUCAAAAAAAUGAACAAAAAAGUAGAGCAACAUAUAAUUCAACAUUUAACAUGAAUACUCAUUCUUGA